This is a messenger RNA of Electrophorus electricus (electric eel), 2772 nucleotides long. The record is from RefSeq and is a predicted model, not a curated record. Lineage: Eukaryota; Metazoa; Chordata; Actinopteri; Gymnotiformes; Gymnotidae.
AUAAAAAUGCACAAUUUCCCUUAACGCCGCGACGGACCGUACCAUAAAAUAGGGGUCCCUACAUAUUGGAAAUUACCAAGGCGUUUAAGUGACGUGAAGCUGUGGUCAAACACUGCGCCGACACACAGCCCAACCACACCUUGGGUUUAAAUAAGAGAGGGAGAGAGCCAGUUGGUAUAAGUGACACACAGAAUCAAGGACAGCAUCUGGCAGUGCAUUCACUUAAAGGAAAGGAUGGCAGCUUGGGACCUGUCAGUCACAGUGGAGGAACUGGGCCCUGAAGCCCCACCCAUCAAAAUCAGUGUAACCUCUGACCUCCACAUAGGCGGGGUCAUUUUUAAAAUUGUAGAGAAGACACAGCUGCAGUGCGACUGGUCUGACCACGCUCUGUGGUGGGAGCAGAAACAGCAGUGGGUCCUGCGCACGUCCUGGACGCUGGACAAGUGCGGGAUCCACGCCGACGCACGCCUCCUUUUCACACCCCAGCACAAGGCCCUGCGGCUGGGCCUGCCCAACGGGGUCACACUGCGCCUCCGCGCCUGCUUCUCCAGCCCUGUGUUCCGCACCGUCCACGGCAUCUGCCAACUCCUCAAUAUCCGUUAUCCAGAGGAAAUGUCUCUGCUCCGGCCUGUGGAGGAGAAGAAGAAAAAGAAAGAUAAAGACUCUGCGGAAGAUGAGUAUGACCUGACCGGUGUGCCGCUGACCUCAGGGUCGGUUCCAGUUCUGAACAGCGGCAUGCCAGUCCAUUUCGCUGAUUCCCCCAAGACUCAGGCCAUCUACAAGAUGCUGGUUGUAAGCCAACCUUCUCCUUCCCCUGAGAGUAUCGCCAAACUGUACAGACCGGCCAGUAAGGUGGACAAAACGCACAUCCACACCAGGUGGCUGGAUUCAUCGCGUUGUCUCUUGCAGCAGGGAGUCCAGGAGAAUGACAAGCUAUGGCUUCGUUUCAAAUACUACACCUUCCAUGACAUGGAGCCUAAGUACGAUGGCGUGCGCCUGACCCAGCUGUAUGAGCAGGCGCGCUGGGCCAUCCUGCUGGAGGACAACGACUGCACCGAGGAGGAGAUGAUGCUGUUCGGUGCCCUACAGUACCACAUAGGCAAGCUGUCUCUGUCUCAAGAAGUGAACUCCUGCCAGGGCAUGGAAGACCUGGAGUCUGCCCUGGAGUCUCUGGAGGUCAAGAUGGUGGGAGAAAAUAAAAGUGCAGAUGUGCUGGAAAACAUGACCGCUCCGGAACUGAAUGACUACUUGAAAUUAUUUCGACCCAAGAAACUAAGUCUGAGGGAUUACAAACAGUACUGGUUCAAGUUUCAGGACACAUCUAUCUUCUAUUAUAAGAGCAAAGACGAAAGUUAUGGAGAGCCAAUCCAACAAAUGAACUUGAAGGGCUGUGAAGUAGCUCCUGAUGUGAACAUAGCUGGACAGAAAUUCUGUAUUCGACUCCUGGUCCCAGCUCCCGAGGGCAUGAACGAGGCAUAUCUGCGGUGUGAGAAUGAGAAGCAGUACUCGGAAUGGAUGGCGGCUUGUAAGUUGGCCUCCAAAGGGUUGACCCUGCUGGACAGCUCCUACCAGAAGGAGGUGAAGAACAUCCAGACCUUCUUGGCGAUGCAACGCCCCAGCUCAUCCGCCUCCACUGCACAGGUCGAUGAGAGCAUCAACACGCUGAGCCUCGUCUCGCCUCGCUACACCAAAAAAUACAAGGCCAAGCAGUUAACCAUACGUAUCCUGGAGGCUUAUCAGAAUGUGGCUCAGCUCUCCCUGAUGGCAGCCAUUUUGAAGUUCCUCCAGAUCUGGCAGUCCCUGCCUGACUUUGGCAUUUCAUAUUUCAUGAUCAGGUUUAAGGGCAGCCGUAAAGAUGAGGUCUUGGGUAUCGCAAACAAUCGCCUGAUGCGCAUUGACCUUGGAGUGGGAGAUGUAGUGAAAACCUGGCGUUACAACAACAUGAGACAGUGGAACGUUAACUGGGACAUACGACAGGUAGCAAUCGAGUUUGAUGGCAACAUCAACAUAGCUUUUAGCUGUGUGACUGCUGACUGCAAAAUUGUGCAUGAAUACAUAGGUGGCUACAUCUUCAUGUUGACUCGCGUACGAAAUCCCAGCAACACUGUGAACGAGGAGCUUUUCCUCAAACUCACUGGGGGGCAUGAAGCGCUCUGACAGCCAAGCAGCACAGAGGAUCGUAAGCAUUAAAACACUAGCAGCCGGACAGGAUUCAUUAUGUGCAUUCAAUAUGUGCAUGGCUUGUUUUUUAAUGAAAUGAGCCUUCCCUGGCCCUCCAAAAAUGAGAUCACAGCUUGAUGAUGGGGUUGGUGCACCAUCCAAAAAGAACUGCAGUGUAUGCUGGAUGUCUUUCAAAAGAAAAGAUAUAUGACUCAUCAAAGAUAAUCACUUUUUAAGGCCCUUACCACAGAGGAGCUGGGUGAAAUUGUACAGUCUUUAAAACAGUGAUUCUCUGGGUGUCUAGUUGUCAUUAAGACAACUUAGAAGUUUACUCCUGUUUGAAAGAUUUGAUAUUCUAACAACACAAUUUCAACCAUAAUCAAACUUUUAUUGUGUAUACAUUAAACUUCAUGCAUAUUUAUUGACUGACAAGUUUGUGCCAUGUAAAUGUAGUCUAAAACAUUUAUUCUGAUCCAUGACACAGAAAAACAAUUUGUGCAGGAAUAUCUCUGGAAACAAAACAAGAUGUGGGCACAAUAUUUUUAUGUUCUCUACUUAUGAAUAUAAAUUAACAUUUUGAAUUACUUCACAAUAAAUAAAGACAAAAUAAGA